AUGGGGCUGCUGCCACGCACUUCCCUUCUGGGGCUGCUGCUGCUGCUGCUGCUGCUGCUGGGGCAAGGAACUACCCAGGCCCGUACCUCCCCUGGAGAGAACACACUGGAAGAGCAGCUAUGGCCAGAGUGGCAGAGCCUGAAGAGUUUUCCAUUCUCAUGCAACUCGAAGAAGUCAGGAUCUGAUGUGCCUUCUAACUCAGUCCACUCUCUGAGCCCUUCUGAUAUUAAACUUGUGGCAGCCAUUGGCAAUGUGGAAACUCCUCCAGACUCAGGGACGGAUGACCUGGAGAAGCAAGAAUGGACUGAAGGCGAGGAACCACAGGCGUGCAUGGGCGUUGUGACUGUUCUUUCAGAUGUCAUCAGACACUUCAAUCCAUCUGUCCUGAGGCCUGUCUGCAGCCCUGGGAAGGGAGUGGUACCCCGUAAUGGUGCUGAAGACUUGUGGAUUCAGGCAAAAGAGCUGGUGAGGAACAUGAAAGAGAACCAGCAACUUGACUUUCAGAAUGACUGGAAGCUCAUCAGUGUGUUCUUCAGUAACACUAGCCAGUGUCACCUGUGUCCCUCCGCCCAACAGCAAAGACACGUGACGAGCAGCAUGGACCAGCUGACGAGAAUGCUGGACUACCUGCAUCAGGAGGUCCCCAAAGCAUUUGUGAACCUGGUGGAUCUCUCCGAGGCUCUGAGGGGCUCGCACCAGGGGACUCCGCUCAGUCCCACGGCCGAACCCUGCAGGUGCUCAGGGGAGACCUCGUGGCUGUCCAAGGUUGUGACCCAGUGGGCCUAUCAGGAAACCUGGGAACAGCUCCUGGCCUCCAGCAAGUACAACGAGCAGAAGUCCUUCGCAGUGGUUUUCCAGCCUUUCUUCUACGAGACAGCCCUGCCGCCACCCUCGGGGGAGCGACCACUCCUGGAUCCCACCGUCCUCGCCUUGACUCUCUGGAACAGCAUGAUGGAGCCAGCAGGACAGAAAGAUGAGCCAUUCAGUGCAAAAGAGAGAAGGCCAGUGAAAUGUCCCUCUCAGGAGAAUCCCUAUCUGUUCACCUACAGGAACAGCAACUAUCUGCCCAGUUUGCUAAAAUCCCAUGCGAAGUUUGAGGUGAGAGAAGGAACGGAAAUCAGGUGUCCUGACAAGGAUCCCUCUGACACGAUCCCCACAUCAGUUCAUAGGCUGAAGCUGGCUGACAUCAAGGUCAUCGGAGCCCUGGGUGACUCGCUCACGGCAGGUAAUGGAGCCGGGUCCAAGCCUGGGGACGUCCUGGAUGUCUUAACUCAGUAUCGAGGUCUGUCCUGGAGUGCGGGCGGCGAUCAGAACCUCAGCAGCGUCACCACCUUGCCCAACAUCCUCCGGGAAUUCAACCCUUCCCUGAAGGGCUUCUCUGUUGGCACCGGAAGAGAAAACAGUCCUGGGGCCUUCCUAAACCAGGCCGUGGCAGGAGCCCGAGCUGAGGAUUUACCUGUUCAGGCCAGGAGGCUGGUGGAUCUGAUGAAGAAUUACACGAAUAUAAAUUUUCAGGAAGAUUGGAAGCUAAUAACCCUGUUUAUAGGAGGCAAUGACCUCUGUAAUGUCUGCAAUGACCCGGUCCGCUAUUCUCCGCAGAACUUCACGGACAACAUCGGGAAGGCUCUGGAUAUCCUCCAUGCCGAGGUGCCUCGGGCGUUUGUGAACCUGGUAAAGAUCCUGGAGAUCAUCAGCCUGAGGGAGCUGUACCAAGAGAAGAAUGUCAGCUGCCCGAAGCUGAUCCUCCGGAAUCUGUGUCCCUGUGUCUUGAAGUUUGAUGAUAACUCAGCAGAACUUGCCUCCCUCAUCGAAGUGAAUAAGAAGUAUCAGGAGGGGACUCACCAGCUGGUCGAGAGUGGGCAAUAUGACACAAGGGAAGAUUUUACAGUGGUCGUGCAGCCGUUCUUUGAAGAAGUGGAGAUGCCAAAGACCCCGGAGGGGUUGCCUGACAGCUCUUUCUUCGCUCCUGACUGUUUCCACUUCAGCAGCAAGGCUCAUGCCUGCGCAGCCCGGGCCCUGUGGAACAACAUGCUGGAACCUGUCGGCCAGAAGACAAGAAGGCAUAAGUUUGAAGACAAGAUCAAUAUCCCAUGUCCAGACCAGGUUUGGCCAUUUCUGAGCACCUACAAGAACGCUGUGCAGGAUCACGGGAGCCAGCUGCUGUGCAGUGACAGAGCCCCUUCUGCCUCGCCGCCCACCUCAGUGCACACCCUGAGACCUGCAGACAUCCAAGUUGUGGCCGCUCUGGGGGAUUCUCUGACCGCUGGCAAUGGGAUUGGCUCCAAACCGAAUGACCUAUCUGAUGUCACUACUCAGUACCGGGGGCUGUCAUACAGCUCAGGAGGGGACAGCUACCUGGAGAAGGUGACCACCUUACCGAAUAUCCUUCGGAAGUUUAACGGAAAUCUCACAGGCUAUGCUGUAGGCACAGGCAACGCCAGUGACACAAAUGCCUUCCUCAAUCAGGCUGUUCCUGGAACAAAGGCUAAGGAACUUGCAAGCCAAGUCCAGACUCUGAUACAGAAGAUGAAAGAUGACCAUAGAGUAAAUUUCUAUGAGGACUGGAAGGUCAUCACGGUGUUGAUUGGAGGCAGUGACUUAUGUGACUACUGCACGGAUUCGAAUCUGUAUUCUGCAGCCAACUUUUUUGACCAUCUCCGAAAUGCCCUGGACAUCCUGCACAGAGAGGUACCCCGGGCGCUGGUCAACCUCGUGGACUUCAUGAGCCCCCGCAUCAUGCGGCACGUGUUCCUGGGGAACCCCGACAAGUGCCCGGUGCAGCAGGCCAGCAUUUUGUGUAACUGCGUUCUGACCCCACGGGAGAGCUCCCAAGAGCUGGCCAGGCUGGAGGCCGUCACCCGAGCCUACCAGAGCAGCAUGCGUGAGCUGGUGGAGUCAGGUCGCUACGACACGCGGGAGGACUUCUCCGUGGUGCUGCAGCCCUUCUUCUACAACAUCCAGCUCCCCAUCCUGGCGGAUGGGCGCCCAGAUGUGUCCUUCUUCGCCCCAGACUGCCUCCAUCCAAAUCAGAAAUUCCACUCCCAGCUCUCCAGAGCCCUUUGGGUCAACAUGCUUGAACCACUAGGAAAGAAAACGGAUACCCUGGACCUGACGACAGAUAUACCCCUCCCCUGCCCUGCUCAGAAUGAACCCUUCCUGAGAACCCCCCGGAACAGUAACUACACAUACCCCACCAAGCCAUCCAUUGAGAACUGGGGCAGUGACUUCCUGUGUGAGGAGUGGAAUCCUUCCAACAGUGUCCCCACGUCAGUCCAUGAGCUCCGACCAGCGGAUAUCAAAGUGGUGGCUGCCCUGGGUGACUCGCUGACUACAGCGGUGGGAGCCCGACCCAGCAACUCCAGUGACCUCCCCACAUCCUGGAGGGGACUCUCCUGGAGCAUUGGAGGGGACGGCGACUUGGGGACCCACACCACACUGCCCAACAUUCUGAAGAAGUUCAACCCCAAAAUCUUCGGCUUCUCCACCGGCACCCAGGAGGAGACGGCCGGGCUGAAUGCAGCAGUGGAAGGGGCCAGAGCUCGGGACAUGCCGGCCCAGGCCCAGGACCUCAUGGAGCGAAUGAAGAACAGCCCGGAAAUCAACCUACAGAAAGACUGGAAGCUCAUCACCAUCUUCAUUGGGACCAACGAUUUGUGCCAUUACUGCGAGAACAAGGAGUCCCACUCAGCCAGGGAGUAUGUGUGGCACAUCCAGCAGGCCCUGGACGUCCUCUAUGAGGAGCUUCCAAGGGCUUUCGUCAACGUGGUGGAGGUCAUGGAGCUGGCUGGCCUGCACCAGGGCCAAGGUGGGAAAUGUGUCAUGCCACUGGCAGCCCAGAGCAACUGCACCUGCCUCCGAGGCUCCCAGGAGAACUCCCUGGAGAUGCAAGAACUGAAGACAGUGAACUGGGACUUCCAGAGUGGCCUCUCCAGGCUCUCCUACCAGUACGUGCAGCGUGAGGACUUCGCCGUGGUUGUGCAGCCUUUCUUCCAAAACACUCUUGUCCCCCUGAACGACAGAGGGGGCGCUGACCUCACCUUCUUCUCCGAGGACUGUUUCCACUUCUCAGAACGCGGGCAUGCUGAGAUGGCCACCGCUCUCUGGAAUAACAUGCUGGAACCCGUGGGUCAAAAGACAACCUCCAACAACUUCACCUAUAGCCGAACCAAACUCAAGUGCCCCUCCCCUGGGCGCCCCUACCUCUGCACCCUGAGGAACAGUCGGCUGCUCCAAGACCAGGCUAAAGCAGACCCCCCAGUGCUCAUCUGGGCCGUGCCAGUGGCAGCAGGAGGCGGCCUUGUGGUUGGUGUCGGCACAGUGAUGGCCUGGAGAGCCCUAAGAGGUCGCCAGAGGGAAAAUCCUCCCCUAAGUCUGAACACCAUGAGCUUCUAG
Mesoplodon densirostris (Blainville's beaked whale) is the source of this 4392-nucleotide messenger RNA. It is a transcript of the gene PLB1, whose product is annotated as phospholipase B1. Gene Ontology annotation, cellular component: brush border membrane. NCBI's taxonomy places the organism in Eukaryota, Metazoa, Chordata, Mammalia, Artiodactyla, Ziphiidae. Gene Ontology annotation, biological process: phospholipid metabolic process. Gene Ontology annotation, molecular function: A2-type glycerophospholipase activity; phosphatidylcholine lysophospholipase A1 activity; retinyl-palmitate esterase activity. The transcript has 58 exons. The coding region runs from base 1 to 4392 and encodes 1463 amino acids. The record is from RefSeq and is a predicted model, not a curated record.